CGCGCAGGCGCCGGCCGCGGCCGCAGUGCGAGGGUCGCGCGGCCGCCCGCUCCGAGCGCGCGCCGCAGCGUGCAUUCUCUAUUUAUAUCGACACACUCCCCUACCCACCGCACCUCGCGCAUGCGCACCGAACACCUCAGAACGAGGAAAGUGAAAAUUGCACAUCAUGGUAUCGCUCGGUGCAGGGCGCCGAUCGCGAGUGUCUCGAGCGAGCCGCUGACCGGCAGCGAGGACACCGGCGGCCGAGAGCGGUGCCGCAGGAUGGCCGAUGCCCACCCGGCGGUCCACUUCGGCACUGCGGCACUUCUGCGUCAAUCAACUUCGCGGCCGGCUAGGGGUGCGCGCUCGUGACGGCUCUGGCGUAUCGCGUGCCGUCGGCAGCCGGCGCGAUGGCGUCCACGAUGCAGCUCGAAUUCACGCAGGCGAUGACCGAUUUUAAGACGAUGUUCCCGGAUAUGGAUGACGACGUCAUCGAGGCGGUGCUCCGCGCCAACCAGGGCGGAGUGGACGCCACGAUCGACCAGUUGCUCGCGAUGAGCACGGACAACCAGAACGAGCGGCUGCGGCUCGAGAUCGAGCGCGUGGAGAGCAGCACGCCGCGCCGCAAGGAGCGCCGGCCCGGAACCAAACCGGCCGAAAACGGAGACGACAACGACACUACUGCACUUGUAGACAUAGAUGAUGACACGGUUCCUUUGGCUGUGCGACGUAAAUGGGUGCCCCGAAUGCUGGGGCCUCUACCACCGAUGUUCCUACGCAUCCCGCCUUGCACGGACGCAAGGAUAGACCUCAGCCUAGAGAUGGACGACGAUCGCAUCGCCACCUUCCUGCAGAACGAGGAGUUCAUGGCAGAACUGCGGUGGAACCAAGAGUUUAUGGCCACCCUCGACAGCGAGCAAGGACAAAAGGGCAAAACUCAAGAGGAUGAAGCGGCGUUCAAGGAGCGACUCAAGAAUAUGGGAAAAAUAUCCCGCAAGAAGUUCGCGCAACUUUCGCGGCUGUUCAGUCGCGGAGGGCUGCGGCGUCAGCACACGCCGCGCCCGAGCCCUCGCGGGCCGCCCGACAGCCUGCUCCUCCAAGAAGAGCACAGCGAUGACGAGGACCGACAACGACCUAAGAUAUAGCCCGCUAAUCGCUCGAAGUCGGACAAACGAUAGCGAUCAAACGCUGAAAUAUCUUCAUCUUGAAUGUGAAAAUGUGUGGUUAUGUCGAGACUCUAUGAGCGGCUAUGGCUUUUAUCAUCAGCCAAGUGACUUGUGUUUUCUUCCAAUUUUCGGUAGCCAUACUUUUCAAGUAUGGCGAAGUCAAAAGAAGACGCAAUGCUGCUCUAUUGUUAUGUAUAACGUGCUUGAUAAAGCACAAUAAAAAUCUGUUUUUGAGUCUGGACAGCUCUAAUAAGUGCUGCAAUUCUAAAAUGAAAAGAUAGGUUUAAAAUACAACAAACCAGCAGCAACUACCUCCCAAAUAAAUCUCUGAAAUACCCAGAACGCGCCGGCUUGCGUAUUUUUACAAAAACUAAAUCGCCCGUAGUAAUUUGAACGCAGGCGUUAAGGAGUCGUCAGACUGGUUUUUAAUUUGUCGGAUGCGAACGAAGGCUAACUUGGAAUACUUCAGUGUUCCGAUACUUAGGUAAGUUCUCAGAAAAUUACAGUAUACGGCCAAUUAGUUGAAGCUUCGCCAACAGUUUAGAAGUCGUUACGAAGGCAGAUAGGCACAACUUUUUGAUAUGUUCUGCUCCCUUUGUCGUUAACCGAACGGCAACUCCUCUCGUACGAGUAUAGCGCAAGUGAAACAAGUCGAUUUUUGUGUCAUAUGUAUAAGAAUCUAAGUACCUAUACCUUAAAAUUGAAUCGUGUGAUGAAUCCUUGAGGAAGGGCAGAGCCUUAAUUGUAGGCUUUACGUAGGAAGGUUUUACAAGGUUUCGGAUAAGACUGGGAUUGUUAGGUAAGAAUGAAUACAAUUAAUUAUUGUUGGUAUAAAAAUCAAUUUAUGAAAUAAAAAUUCAAUACUUCAAAUAAACAAAAAGAUUUUUAAAUGUGGAUCGGUAUCGGUAGAUUUCAAAAGAAAGGCUGAAAAAUAUUUGUAUGAAGUAUCCACAUCGUAGUUAGAUAAUGUAAAUAACUGUUGUAUUAGAUGAACCGAUAAGUAGUUUGCUUUGUGUUGAGUCUACGAAUUUAGUUACCGUUAAGAUUCUUGUUAGGUCCCCGCGGUCGCCCGCGCGCAAUUUAGAGAAUAUCGCUAUUAUCCCUUCGUGUGCCGCACGCUCGUCAGAAGAUUACUACUUCCAUCAUCAUUAGAUACAAUAUAACUGCCAAUGCAACCAUCUACACGCGUAUGUUGAUUUACAUUAUUUCUACCAAAAUGUUUGGCUAUUAUUACAUUGUUUAUCACAAAUAAUAUGGUUACGGUUUAACCAACAACGCUAUGUUGGUUGUGAAGAUUAAUUUGAUAAUAAUAAAGAUGAAAAUUCCAAAACGAUUUUUGUAACGACUGUAGAUUAGACAUAGACCUAACUAGCUAGAUAUUCUCUUUACGUAGACUUUACUAAUAGCACUCAGCCCAAAGACAUGUAGUUUUGUAAUUUAAUUUAACCACACACUAUUCGAAAAAUGUUUUACUUAUUUUUAAGAAAUUAUUGUCAAUUUAUCUACUUUAUAAUUUAUGCUUUUUAAUUACAAUGGUCACGUCAAAUGAAUUAUUACCGACACAAAUGAAUUGUACUAAUAUUGUUACUUAAUUCAUUUUAAUCUUGACAACUUAACUUUUAAGCUUUAUGUAAUAGUUACUAAUGAAACCUACCUACCUACCAACAAAGCAAUAAUUGAAACCCAAAUACAUUUAAGUGUGAUUUUGUAAUUAAUUAUUUAAGCGCCAGAACCCAGAAACAUAUUAAAUACGACUUUCAGACAUUUUGUAGAAAAUAAAAACAAAACUAAUCGAAAUAAGACAUUACCUCAAUACUGUAAAUGUCAUUCAAAUUCUUUGAAAUUACGUUAACAAGAUAGAAAUAUAUACUUGCCUUGUAAAUUACAAUGUGAGAAGUCGUUGCUUCUAUGAUUUUAUGCUCGUUUCAAUGCAGAUCCACGUGGAUGGUACAUUAGGUAGCCAGUACACGUAAGUACAUUCAUAACGACCAUAUUUGGUAAAAUAACGCUUACAGUGAAAGUACCA
Messenger RNA from Ostrinia furnacalis (Asian corn borer), 3171 nucleotides. RefSeq names its product CUE domain-containing protein 1. The coding region runs from base 390 to 1124 and encodes 244 amino acids. The record is from RefSeq and is a predicted model, not a curated record. Gene Ontology annotation, molecular function: ubiquitin binding. The transcript has 5 exons. NCBI's taxonomy places the organism in Eukaryota, Metazoa, Arthropoda, Insecta, Lepidoptera, Crambidae.